GGUAUCACGAGUUCACUUUCUUUUGUGGUGAACGCACGGGCAGGUGGGGCACUGCUUUAGGCCACCGUAACUGCAGUCAGGCGCACAUGUGGCUUGAACUGUCUUGUAUCGUUUGUGUGUCCGCCGUCAUCUACGCGCUUUACUGCAAGUCAUCUCCUAGCGUUCCCAAUUCGAGCCUUUCGCUCAUCAUGACCCUGAGCUCAAUGACAAGUGACGACGGGGGACUAGCGCCACGUGGGGUGCAUCCGGCAAGACCAGGACAGGUCCGAUCAGCAGAAAACCCUUCCCUGGAGCGCGGCCGACCGGCGCAGAACCGCUCGAAUUUGUCGACGAUGGUACGCGGCACUAGAAGGCGUCGGCAGCAGCGGCCCAGUCCGCCGCCCUACCCGCCUCCCGAAGACGCCGUUGGAAGGCUGGAGAGGGUGCACAGGGACUUGCGAGACAUGUACGUCCGUGGCAUGCUCCCGGAUGCCGCUGUCAGGGACUUGCCGAACCUCUUCCGAGCACUUGGAAUCAAUAUGGAACUGGACGUGGAAGCCAUACUUGGUACCAGAAGCAACAAUCUUCCGGACUGAUACCCUGGUCAGUUUCGGUUCACGGUAUCGCCCGAGUCCUCUGUUUUUAGAGAUCUUAAGCAAUGUUGUCUGGUGUCGUGAUCUUGCUGUGUAUCAUCAUCUGUUCAUGUUCUUGAGACGGCCGCCUGUUAUGCACCAGUAGGUGGCUCUUGUGUGCAAGUGUGGAAUCAUAAAGUGAACGUGUCAUUUUGUCGGGGGACAUUUCCGAAAAUAUUGGCCAGUCAUUUCGCUCGGCUAACUUGUGCCCCGAGUCAGAUCGUGUUGUUGAUGCAGGUCAAGAUGAUUAUAUUUUAAAAGAACUACAUAAUGCCGCGUGUAUGUAUGUUUUCUAAGCUGACCCUUGUUUUCCGACGGCGGACACUGCUUUGAAAUAAAGGUAGAAUCGACUUUU
Ixodes scapularis (black-legged tick) is the source of this 966-nucleotide messenger RNA. RefSeq lists its product as uncharacterized. The record is from RefSeq and is a predicted model, not a curated record. The transcript has a single exon. Bases 87 to 575 code for a protein of 162 amino acids. NCBI's taxonomy places the organism in Eukaryota, Metazoa, Arthropoda, Arachnida, Ixodida, Ixodidae.